GAUAAAAAGAUUUUUGGUGUUAAUUGUGACACCAAUAACGCAAAAUUUGCGCAGAUGACAAGCACUGCCUCUAAAUACAGUAUAAUCUACAAAUGCACAUGCACAGAUACGUUACAAAGAGGAUACUCCAACAUGUAUUGCUACAUGCACUAUUGGGAAUGCCCAACUUAAAUGGGACAGCGAGAAAUGAGCCAUGAACAUUCGCUUCUAAUCAAAUUACUUAAAAAAAGGGAUACCUCAGAGUUUGAUAAGAAGAUACAGAAGUUGGAAAGCAGCCUCUCGGCUCUGCAAAAAAACUUGGGCAAAAAUACAGAGCUGGAGGAAAUCCGUCUCGCAGUAAAAGAUGCUGCCCAAACAUUGAAUGGUCUAAAUACAAGCGUAAACGGGAAGUUUAAUUUAUUUUCAACAAAAAAGUCAUGCACCUGGAUCAAAAGAUCAUCGUUCAAAUCGACCAAGAACCCUCCACCGAUCGAAGAACUAAAGGACUUUGAGGACGACAUGCUCAAGAUGAUACAGUCUGUAAAAUUCAAGCAGGUGACAAACACUAAUAGCAGCACCACCCUUAUAGGACCACCCGGAUUCAAUGGAACUAAUGGGGACAUUGGACCUGCCGGACCUAGCGGACCAGCCGGACCUCCUGGACUUCCAGGAUAUAAUGGUACUCAGGGCCCUGCAGGACCAUCUGGGUUACCUGGUGCUCAGGGUAUUCGUGGACCAUCUGGGUACAAUGGUACUCAUGGCCCACCUGGACUCGGGGCCAGUUCCUGUGUUUACAAGACUUCAGCCAGCUCUGGUAUGACGCCACACACGAUCACGAGACAACAGGUUCAAGAAACGGAACCAAUCAAUGGGAUGUUUAUUGGUGUAAACUGGGAUACAAAUGAUGCAAAAUUUAUUCAAUUAUCAAGCAUCGUCUCAAGUGGCAAAAGAGUCUACAAGUGCAAAUGCGAAGGUACCCUAACAAGUGGAGUACCAAAGAUGCAUUGCUACAUCCAUUACUGGGAGUGUCAGUCCUGAAGGGGAAAACUAAAGCCAUUCGUGUAUUGGGAGUCUUUGCAAAGAGGUUAAUAGAGUUGAACCAGAAACGAGAGGAAGUACAAUUUAGCUUUUAUAAUAUACUAUCAGCUUCCCUCCAUAUCAUUUUUUUUUUUGUCAUCGCUGCGUUAAUUUUCUUCAAAUGUGUCCAGUCGGGC
Stylophora pistillata is the source of this 1193-nucleotide messenger RNA. RefSeq lists its product as uncharacterized. The record is from RefSeq and is a predicted model, not a curated record. NCBI's taxonomy places the organism in Eukaryota, Metazoa, Cnidaria, Anthozoa, Scleractinia, Pocilloporidae.